AUGGACACAGCGUACGAUCGCAUACAAGAGGAGGCCCUUCCCGCCGAAGCGGAGGUUGCAAGCAGCUCGGCCGAACCCAACAAUCUAAACCAUGACCUGCAAGAAGCCUUCAAGGCCGUGUCGACAUCGCCAUGGGGCACUGCACUGGGCGGGUGGUUUGGCCAAGUGAAAAAACAGGGCGAGAAUCUAUAUCACGAUCUCCAGAAGGAGGCUUCCGAUGCGUCGGAACAGGCGACCAAGAGUUUCACCGCGCUUCGCGAGCAGGUCGUCAGCAGCACAGGAGCACUUUCUCUGGCCUCCGCGCCAAGAGAGGGGGAGUCAACGGAGCGCGACGCGGCUGCUGCUGCUACCGAUGCUGAAGGUGACGCCACUUCCACACGACCAUUGUCCGCAGAAAUCGUCAGAGAAGCGGGCUCGUUGGUAGCAACACUCCGGGCCACAGCCACAGCAAGAUUGAAAGACCUCCGAUCGGCCGAAGACGCUGCCGAUGAUGCGCUGAUGAAGUUUGGUCUCAAUGUGCGGGACUUUCUCCGAGAGGCGGUCAAAAUCACAGGUCCAGACGAGGCCGAUGGCCGGGACGGAAAUGGAUAUAGUAGUGAAGUGCUAUUUGAGACGUAUGACGGAAGUGGCAAGAAGAUCUUCCAUUCAACUCGUCUGGACGCUCAGCUCCACGCGAUACACUCGUCCAAAUCAAGCUUUACUGUGGAUCCUUCGGGACCCGAAUGGAAGGCAUGGGAAGCGGCAUUCAACAUCACAGAUCGUACCGAGGGCAUCGCUCAAGACUUGGAGAAAUAUGAGGAGUUGAGACGAACCUUUGAAUGGGCAGUACCCGAACGUGCAGACUACAAGAACUUUUGGAUGCGCUAUUAUUUCCUCCGCAAGGCCGUCGAUGAGGAAGAGCGCCGGCGCAAGGAGGUCCUGAAGGGUGCUGAUGCUGAAGAAGAAGUCGGCUGGGGCGACGAUGACGAUGACGAGCAAGAUUCUGCGUCCGGCUUCAAGCCCACUCAACAAACAUCCGAAUCGACCACGACGCUGAAUGCUCCAGCUACCAGCACAUCCGCCUCCGACCUUUUGAAGCCACACGAAUCGAGGCGCAGCGAGGACGAGAAGCGAAGUGUAGCUGACUCAGAUGCUAGCUAUGAUAUGAUGCUGGCGUCCAGCACCGCCAGCCACGCUACCGGCAGCCCUCAAGUCGCAGCGAGCAAGAAGGCUGCAGGAAAAGAGGAUGAUGACGAAGAAGACGACGACUGGGAGUGA
This is a messenger RNA of Dissoconium aciculare CBS 342.82, 1257 nucleotides long. RefSeq lists its product as uncharacterized. NCBI's taxonomy places the organism in Eukaryota, Fungi, Ascomycota, Dothideomycetes, Mycosphaerellales, Dissoconiaceae. The record is from RefSeq and is a predicted model, not a curated record. The coding region runs from base 1 to 1257 and encodes 418 amino acids. The transcript has 2 exons. Gene Ontology annotation, cellular component: cytoplasm.